Messenger RNA from Ochotona curzoniae (black-lipped pika), 2035 nucleotides. RefSeq names its product dimethylaniline monooxygenase [N-oxide-forming] 1-like. Gene Ontology annotation, molecular function: flavin adenine dinucleotide binding; N,N-dimethylaniline monooxygenase activity; NADP binding. The record is from RefSeq and is a predicted model, not a curated record. NCBI's taxonomy places the organism in Eukaryota, Metazoa, Chordata, Mammalia, Lagomorpha, Ochotonidae. The transcript has 9 exons. The coding region runs from base 136 to 1746 and encodes 536 amino acids.
GACAGGGUUCAUCCGGUAGGCAGUGAGCGCCCAGACCCCACUGGCUCACAGUGACCAUUUUGUUUGCUGUUAUUUCCACAAUCCAAACUGCGCCAGGUUCAUAAGCACCAGGAAUCGCAAAUACGCACAAACGACAUGGUCAAGCGCGUCGCCAUUGUGGGAGCUGGAGUGGCUGGCCUGGCCUCCAUCAAGUGCUGUUUGGAGGAAGGCCUGGAGCCCACCUGCUUUGAGAGGAGUGAUGACAUUGGGGGACUGUGGAGAUUCACGGAUCAUGUUGAAGAAGGCAGAGCCAGUCUGUACAAAUCCGUGGUCUCCAACAGCUGCAAGGAGAUGUCUUGUUACCCAGAUUUUCCAUUCCCAGAAGAUUGCCCAAACUAUGUGCCGAAUUUGCAAUUCCUGGACUAUCUCAAAAUGUAUGCAAAUCGAUUUAACCUUCUGAAAUGCAUCCAAUUCAAGACCAAAGUCUGCAGUAUAGCAAAAUGUCAGGAUUUUGAUAGAUCUGGCCAGUGGGAAGUGGUGACUCUGCAUGAAGGGAAGCAAGAACAGGCUGUCUUUGAUGCUGUCAUGGUGUGUGUUGGUUAUCUUACGAAUCCUUAUCUGCCAUUGGAUUGCUUUCCAGGUAUAAACACCUUUAAAGGUCAAUACUUUCACAGUCGACAGUAUAAACAUCCAGAUAUAUUUAAGGACAAGAGAGUGCUUGUGGUUGGAAUGGGAAAUUCUGGUACUGACAUUGCUGUAGAGGCCAGUCACGUGGCAAAAAAGGUGUUCCUCAGCACCACCAGAGGCUCAUGGGUGAUCAGCCGGGUCUUUGACUCAGGAUACCCAUGGGACAUGGUGUUCAUGACACGAUUUCAGAACCUGAUCAGAAAUUCUCUCCCAACUUCAAUUGUGAAUUGGUUGGUGGCAAGAAAGAUGAACAGCUGGUUCAAUCAUGCAAAUUAUGGCUUAGCACCCAAAGACAGGAUGCAACUUAGAGAGCCAGUGCUAAAUGAUGAGCUCCCAGGACGUAUCAUCACAGGGAAAGUUUGUAUUAGGUCAAGCGUAAAGGAGGUGAGGGAAAACUCUGUUGUAUUUGACCAUGUCCACAACGCCCCGAAUGAAGAGCCCGUCGAUAUCAUUGUCUUUGCUACUGGGUACACGUUAGCUUUUCCCUUCCUUGAUGAGUCUGUAGUGAAAGUCGAAGAUGGCCAAGCGUCACUGUACAAGUAUAUCUUCCCUGCACAUCUGCAAAAGCCAACCUUGGCCUUUAUUGGCAUCAUCAAACCCCUGGGCUCCAUAUUACCCACAGGAGACACUCAAGCUCGAUGGGCCAUUCGCGUCAUUAAAGGAAUGAUUAAAUUACCACCAACAAGUGUCAUGAUAAACGAAGUUAAUGAAAGGAAGCAAAACAAGCACACUGGGUACGGCUUGAACUACUGCAAGGCUUUAGAGACCGAUUACAUCACAUACAUAGAUGACCUCCUGACCUCUAUGGGUGCAAAGCCCAACUUGUUCUCUCUGCUCCUGACUGAUCCACUGCUGGCUUUGGCCAUGUUUUUUGGCCCAUAUACACCGUACCAGUUUCGUUUGACUGGCCCAGGAAAAUGGAGUGGAGCCAGAAAGGCCAUCAUGACACAAUGGGAUCGAGCACUCAAGGUCACCAAAACUCGAAUUGUGCAAGACUCACCAUCUCCAUUUGAAGGUCUGCUUAAACUCUUCGCCAUCCUGGCUUUGUUUGUGUCUGUUUUCCUGAUUUUCCUAAAGUAAGGUAGACUUAAAAAUGCUCUGACUCUCCUCUUACAACGAAACUGCUUUUGUGGUUGGGAGCCAUACCAAGAUGAGGGAAGCCAUCCCUCCUUUUCCUGGUGGGUCCCAGAGUUACCAGUACUACUUCUAAAUCCUUCCUAGCUUUACCUAUAGCAAAUGGUAGAAGAUGAUGACCAAGAUAAGCUGUGUUCCUAGAUUUCAACUAAAAUCCCUGCCUCAAAAAGAUUGGAUUGUACUAAAAUAAUGCCUUUGUUAUAUUGGCAGGCUGAAAAUUAAAAACUGAAAAAUA